AUGAAGUUCAACGCCUCACCUUUAGCUGUCUGCGCCGUCGUCGGCGGGCUUUGCGAACUCAGCAAUUCAGUACAUGCUUCGACAAUGGGACUAUCUAGCAAUAACAUCGCGAGAAGAUCGCCUCAAGACGCCCCCAAACCGGAUGCUCCUGUCGGAGUCAAUACUGGGUCCGACAGUCCUACGGAGGACGUCAAGGAUGCGAGUUCCACUCAAUAUAGCAACUACACAUCGUACACAGAUCAAUCCGAUCAUUAUGCCAAUGGCACGCAAAAGUCCAAUACCCCAACUGUCCCUAAGAAGGUCGAUGCCUCGGGCGAUUAUUCUGCUUACUAUCCACCACCCCCAUCGCUCAGUCUUCCUCCCUUCAGCGGUAUCCCAUAUCCCCUUCCUCUUACGGGUGUCAAGAAACAUUGUCCGCCUCAAAAGAAAGACGAUGGGAUGACUGUUGCUCUUCCGUCAGAUCUUUACACGGGGAAGAUCAGCAAAUGUGGUCAAAAAGUAGUGGUCGUCUUCGAAGACCUUGCGGGUCAAAAGUGGUCCGGACCGAAGAACAACUUAACCUUGACGGUUAUUGAUGCCUUUGAUCGCAACGACCGAACUGAAGUGGGACGAACUGUACUCUUGAGUGAGAAAGCCUGGAAAGAAGCCACUGGAAACUCUAUCAUCAACAAAUUCGAAUCAUGGCCGGUGCGGUGGUUCUUUCUGGAUGCGGCUAUGCAGCAGGAUACUGCAGAUGGAACUCAUGAGAAUGCAGAUGGAGAAAGUGAUGGGGGUUCUGGAAACUCUACUACUUAUUACCAAGCCUCUGACGCAAACAGCACCACUCCUUCCAGCAACUCUCAAAAUGGUACAAAGACCGAUCAAAAUACACAGUCAUCCAAUGAUUCCUCAAAUGCCCGACCACCACCUGAGAAGGACUUUGACCCUACAAAGGCUCCGAGUCCCACUCAUGAUAAACGUAACUUGAUUUCUCGUCGGAGUAGCAAGUCACAGGCUCAAAGAUUAGCAUUGUAG
Melampsora larici-populina 98AG31 is the source of this 1014-nucleotide messenger RNA. RefSeq lists its product as uncharacterized. The transcript is spliced from 3 exons. The coding region runs from base 1 to 1014 and encodes 337 amino acids. NCBI's taxonomy places the organism in Eukaryota, Fungi, Basidiomycota, Pucciniomycetes, Pucciniales, Melampsoraceae. The record is from RefSeq and is a predicted model, not a curated record.